Colius striatus (speckled mousebird) is the source of this 1137-nucleotide messenger RNA. RefSeq names its product ciliogenesis associated TTC17 interacting protein (gene CATIP). The transcript has 9 exons. Bases 1 to 1137 code for a protein of 378 amino acids. The record is from RefSeq and is a predicted model, not a curated record. Gene Ontology annotation, biological process: cilium organization; actin filament polymerization. Lineage: Eukaryota; Metazoa; Chordata; Aves; Coliiformes; Coliidae.
AUGGACCCCCCCUCGGCGUGGCGGCAGGAGCCUCCUGCCCUCGGCAAGGCAGCGGCCGAGUUCCUCAACCUCAUCGGCCCGGAGGAGCUGGAGAGAUGCCUGUUCGCUGAGAUGCUGGAGGUGCCGGGAGCGGGAGGCGAGCCGAGCGAGCGGGCCAGUGGCCGCUGGUGGGUAGCAGCCCGGUGGGCACCCUACAAGCGGCCGGGCGAGCCGGUGCGGAGCUGCCUCCUGGUGCAAGCCAGUUCCCGCAGCCGGCAGCACGGCGUGCCCAGCUCCAGAACCCUCCGAGCCUACCUGACCCUGCAGCUGGAGACCCUGGAGCAGGAGGAGGAGGUGCGUUGUCUGGAGUUCAGAGCAUACCCCAUAGAGAAGAAGACCCACAUGGUGAGACACCAGCAUGGGAUGACUGUCACCAAGACCCUCCGGGAGGGAGAGGCAGAGCCACAGUGUUGGAGAUUCUUCUACAGUCCAGAGGAGCUGCAGGGGCUGCUGCCAGAGGGUGCCAGCCUCCUGCUGCUGCGGGUGCUGGCCUGCCGGUGGGCAGUGCCUCCCAGCCUCCUCUUCCCCACCAUCGACAGCGAGGGCCAGCUCUGCACCUCCAGCUACUGCACCCUGGGCCUCCAGCAGCAGGUGGUGGGCUCAGCAGAGGCAGAGGUGUUGGUGAUCGAGCGAGCAGUGAGCCCCGGGACCACCGUCUCUGUCACCUGGCACUGCAGCUUCCUGCCUAGCGGACGCCUUGUCCGGCUGGUGCACGUUGGCAUCCCGAUGCUGGUGCUGCUGCAGGAUGAGUCUGUCCUUGGUGCAACAGGUGGGGUUGAGCCCCAGCCCCGCUUCCCCAAGCACCCCCUGGACUGGGAAGAGGACAUCCAGCUCUGCUCCUGGUUCCUGGAUAGGAAGGAGGAGCUGCAAGUGUCCCAUGCCGCCUACCUCGGACGGCACCCCGAGCUCCGGGCGCUGCUGGCUGACUUCCUCCAGGCCCUGCUCCUCCGGCAGCCCCCUGACCCCAUCUCCUUUGCUGCUCAAUUCUUUGCCCCUUUUGCCCACCAGCAGCCCCUUGGGACCCCCUCUGCCCCUGCUGGGGCUGCCAGCCCCCUCCCCAGCCCUCUGCCUGCCCACCCUCCAGCCAACGUCGAAUAA